Periophthalmus magnuspinnatus is the source of this 2105-nucleotide messenger RNA. RefSeq names its product protein O-glucosyltransferase 1 (gene poglut1). The record is from RefSeq and is a predicted model, not a curated record. The transcript is spliced from 11 exons. Bases 30 to 1196 code for a protein of 388 amino acids. Gene Ontology annotation, biological process: protein O-linked glycosylation; positive regulation of Notch signaling pathway. NCBI's taxonomy places the organism in Eukaryota, Metazoa, Chordata, Actinopteri, Gobiiformes, Gobiidae. Gene Ontology annotation, molecular function: UDP-xylosyltransferase activity; UDP-glucosyltransferase activity. Gene Ontology annotation, cellular component: endomembrane system.
UCAGACCAAACUAAUCGAUUUAGAGAAAAAUGGAGCCGCUUUGGCUGUUUGCGGCUUUAUUACAGCUACAUGUUGCUUGUUUUGGAUUUGUUAGCGCAUCAGACAAAAACUGGAAGAUAUUUACGGAUAACAUCGCCAAAGCCAUGAAAUCCUACACACCCUGCAACCCUGACAACUGUGGCUGCCAUUUAAGUGUCCUCCAGGAUGACUUACGGUCGUUUGAAGCCGGUAUUUCUGAAGAUUUCAUGGCUGCGACGGUGAAAAGAGGAGUGGGAACACAUUACCAAAUCAUUAAUCAUAAGUUAUACAGAGAACACAACUGUAUGUUUCCAGCCCGAUGCAGUGGGGUGGAGCAUUUCAUCUUGGAGGUGAUUGACAAGCUGCCGGAUUUGGAGAUGGUCGUGAACGUGCGGGACUAUCCUCAGGUGCCGGACUGGGUGCACCAGAUCAUGCCCGUCUUCUCUUUCAGUAAGACGAGCGACUACCACGACAUCAUGUAUCCCGCGUGGACGUUUUGGGAAGGUGGACCGGCGGUGUGGCCUAUAUACCCCACCGGACUGGGACGAUGGGAUCUGAUGAGAGAUGACCUCAAAAAGUCGGCAGCGCAGUGGCCGUGGGAGAAGAAGGAGUCUAAAGGUUUCUUUAGAGGCUCUAGAACUAGCCCUGAGCGUGACCCUCUUAUCCUGCUGUCAAGGGAAUCCCCAGAGCUUGUGAAUGCAGAGUACACCAAAAACCAGGCCUGGAAGUCAGAAAAGGACACAUUGGGUAAACCUCCCGCCAAAGAAAUCCCACUCGUCGAUCACUGCAAAUACAAGUAUUUAUUUAACUUCAGGGGAGUAGCGGCCAGUUUUCGGUUCAAACACCUGUUUCUCUGCGGCUCCCUCGUUUUCCACGUCGGCGAUGAAUGGCAAGAGUUUUUCUAUCCGCAGCUCAAGCCGUGGGUCCACUACAUACCCGUGAAACAAGAUCUGUCAGACGUCAAGGAGCUUCUUCAGUUUGCCAAAGAGAACGACGACAUAGCCCAAGAUAUCGCUUCAAGAGGGAAGCAGUUCAUCCUCGACCACCUAAAAAUGGAGGAUAUCUCGUGCUACUGGGAAAAACUUCUCACCGAGUACAGCAAACUUCUGACGUACAAGCCAAAGCUAAGAAACGGCUACAAUCAGGUUAUGAACAAAUUUGGAAAGACGGAGUUGUGAGGACAGGACAACAGGGGGCAGUAGUGAGUAAUGACAGCAGUGUUGAACGGGAACAACCUCAAACAAACGUGCUCAGUGUCAAAUACGAGGUGCAUUUGUUCUGUUUUGUGCCACUAAAUAAAAACAACAGCUUUCUGCAGUAGUUUUAGUGCCUUUACAAUGACGAUUAAUAGGAGUGGAAUGAGAUUUUGUCCACGAGAACGAGACAAGAUGAGAUUUUAACAUAAUUCAUAAUAAGAAAUGACAUGUUUCAGUUCAAGAUUUUGUCCUGACCAAGUAUGAUUUAUGUUAUGUAAUAUUUUUGCUCUUAUUGUAGCGCUGUUUUGUUUGUUUUUUAGAACUAUGACUUGUAACUUGCCAGCAUUUCAUCAUUUUUGUCCAAUCCAAAUGUUAAAAUAUGGGGGAAAAACUCACAAGAUAUUUUUUUUUUUAUCUUGUCUCGCGAGAUCUUGUGGUUUGAGAUGAUUAGACCGUUAUUUUUUGCUUUUUGCGCAUCUUUUGUUGCUUUAAUAGAUCAUAUUCUUUUGCUGCAUCUGAAAUCUCUUGACAUCUUUAGAGCUACAGUGUCCUCUACUGACCAGAGUGGCAAUAGUUUUGUUUUAUACUGUUUUAUAUCAAAUUUGUGGUCAUUUACAAAGCAAACAAACUGUCACAACGAUGCCAACUGUUAGACAAUUUCUUCUUAUCAUGUUUAUAAAUGUAUUUGUCUCAGAAUAGCGACACACUGAAUGCGUUGGCAGUGAAUAUGUUGUAAUAUUCACAUUAUUUCUGACAUCAUGUUUCUGUUAAUGAUUUAAUAAUGACAAACCGAGCUCUGAUACGAUGAACAUGUGACCAAAAUGCUGUGAUUUUUGUAUAACAUGUACAAAAACAAUAUGAAGUUUGUGUUUUAAAUAAAUAAAAUUGUUC